ACUUGCUGGUCCCAGAGGCUGCAGUCCAGUCAGCACGGAAGCGGCCGCAGCCUGAGAGAUCACAGAGCCCGGCGAGAUGUGGGUUUUUGGUUAUGGGUCCCUGAUCUGGAAGGUGGAUUUCCCCUAUCAGGACAAGCUGGUCGGAUACAUCACAGGCUACAACAGGCGAUUCUGGCAGGGCAGCACUGACCACCGCGGGGUCCCAGGCAAGCCUGGAAGAGUUGUGACUCUAGUUGAAGAUCCUGGGGGGUGCGUUUGGGGUGUGGCCUACAGACUACCAGUAGGAAAGGAAGAAGAAGUGAAGGCAUACCUUGACUUCCGAGAGAAGGGAGGCUACAUGACCACCACGGUCAUUUUCUACCCAAAAGAUCCCACAACAAAACCCUUUAGCGUGUUGCUCUACAUCGGAACAUGUGACAAUCCUAACUAUCUUGGUCCUGCACCUCUGGAAGACAUUGCUGAACAGAUUUUUAAUGCAGCUGGUCCAAGCGGAAGAAAUACCGAAUACCUUUUCGAACUAGCAAAUUCUAUUAGAAACCUGGUGCCAGAAGAUGCAGAUGAGCAUCUUUUUUCAUUGGAAAAAUUAGUAAAGGAACGUUUGGAAGGAAAACAAAACCUCAACUGUAUAUAAAGACGCGAUCACUGACUUUUCCAAAUGAGCAGACCUUACUUAGCCUUUAGGAUAGCUUCACUCCCUGAUGGCAGAAGGAUUUGGAAAGCUUUUACUUUAGAAUCUUAUUUAUUUUUAAUGUUGUAGUCAAGAUGUCAGAAUUUAUAGUUCAACUGUGAGUGUCCCAAAACAAAUUAAAAAAAAAAAUAGGGGUCUAGUUAAAGAAAAAUUCAACUUUUAAUAUAAUGAUUUCUUAAAUAUAUGGUAGUGAAUACUUGCUUAUGAAAACAGUUCUUGAAAGUGAAGGACUCAAUUCAGAGCUUGUUUUUAUCAGAGUAGAACUAUAAUUCAUUUCAUAUUACAUUCUAUUUUAAAGUUACAGAGAAGUAAACCUAAAGUCCAAAAAAUAAAAGGUUGCACUUUAAAUAUAUUUGUAUAAGACAAUUCUGUAACCAUUGUUUAAGAUACUGCUUAAAAUAAUGUACAAUUAGUAAACAGUCAAAAUUUCAACCUUGUGAGUCUGGCAGUAGCGCAGCAGGUUAUGCGCACGUGGCGCAAAGUGCAAGGACCAGCUUAAGGAUCCCAGUUCGAGCUCCGAUCCCCCACCUUCAGGAGAGUCACUUCACAAGCAGUGAAGCAGGUCUGCAGGUGUCUUUCUCUCCCCCUUUGGCUUCCCCUCCUCUCUCCAUUUCUCUCUGUCCUAACAACGAUGACAUCAAUAACAAUAACUACAACAACAAGAGCAACAAAAGGGAAAAUAAAUAAAAUGAUUUCAACCUUAAUUGUUGAGUUCCCUUGUUAAGGUAUUAAAUGAGAUCCUUUCAAGAUUAUGGCAAAUAAUAUGGCAUUGUUAAUAUAAAAACUUCCUUGGAGUUAUACUGUAUUGCAUCUCUUUGUAUUAAUAGAUGUAUUUUACUACAUGUAAAAAUGCUGUUAAGCUACAAGAACAAAACAAUUAUAUUAUACAAACUGGGUUCACUAUGUAGCUUUUGAUUCACUUUGUAUUAGUCAUGUGCCAAAACUUUAAUAAAGAUGGGUUUCCUGAUACUGGGACCAGGUCAGUGGACAUAUUAAGAGUUACCACGUGCACAGAUUCAAGCCCCGAAACCCACUGGCACAGUGAAACUUCAUAAGCAGUGGAGCAGUGCUACAGAUGUCUGUUUCCACCUGUCUCUCAUCCUCUAUCAAAAAAGAAAAAAAAAAAAAGGCAACCAGGAAGAAUGGAGUGGUGCUGGCACCAAGCCCCAGUGGUUAAAAAAAAAAAAAAAAAUGAAGAAAUUAAAAGAUGGACCUUCUACUAUGACAAAAGAAAGUUUGCUACUUUAAAUGUCCUUUAGGAUUUUAAUUUUUA
This is a messenger RNA of Erinaceus europaeus (western European hedgehog), 1961 nucleotides long. RefSeq names its product ChaC glutathione specific gamma-glutamylcyclotransferase 2 (gene CHAC2). Gene Ontology annotation, biological process: glutathione catabolic process. The coding region runs from base 77 to 631 and encodes 184 amino acids. The record is from RefSeq and is a predicted model, not a curated record. Gene Ontology annotation, molecular function: gamma-glutamylcyclotransferase activity; glutathione specific gamma-glutamylcyclotransferase activity. The transcript is spliced from 3 exons. NCBI's taxonomy places the organism in Eukaryota, Metazoa, Chordata, Mammalia, Eulipotyphla, Erinaceidae. Gene Ontology annotation, cellular component: cytoplasm.